ACGGAGAGUGAGUAACGCGAAUGGUGUAAGGACUAAGGAUGACUUGACUAGUUGUUACUUGUUACUUGUUUCCCUUACCUUGCUUGCGUCGCCUUUGAUUUUGAUUGAUUUGAUGAUUCAAUUCAAUUAGGAUAAACACAAACUCCGUUUACCCAAAAUCCGUUCAAUUUUUUUGAAUAGAAAAUAGGGGAGAAGAGGGAAUAUAAUAUACUCCGAAAAAAAUAAUUGAAAAAAAAUAAUUAUAAAACCCUAGGUACUGUAACAAAGAAAAAAAAAACCCCGAAAAUAUAGGUGAGUGAGUGGGUGGGGGAGUGAAAAUCAAAAGUAGAGAUAGGUUAUAUAUAUAAUUGAAAUUGAAAUUGAAAUUGAAAUCGUUGUUGUAAGAAAGAAAGAAAGAAAGAAAGAAAGAGAAUGGAAGGAAUAAUAGGUGGUGGUGGUGGUGGUGGUCAUCCAGUACCUCGAACAGUUGAUGAGGUUUUCAGCGACUACAAGGGCAGACGCGCUGGUUUGAUCAAAGCUCUCACUACUGACGUUGAAAAGUUUUACCAGCUCUGCCAUCCUGACAAGGAGAACUUAUGCCUAUAUGGAUAUCCAAAUGAAACAUGGGAAGUGAAUUUACCGGUUGAGGAAGUGCCUCCUGAACUUCCCGAGCCAGCAUUAGGUAUAAACUUUGCUAGGGAUGGGAUGCAGGAGAAGGACUGGUUAGCACUGGUUGCAGUUCACAGUGACUCGUGGCUUCUUGCUGUUGCUUUUUAUUUUGGUGCCCGCUUUGGAUUUGGUAAGAAUGAAAGGAAAAGGCUUUUUCAGAUGAUAAACGAUCUGCCAACUAUCUUUGAGCUUGCAACAGGAAAUGCUAAGCAAUUGAAGGACCAACCAACUGCUCACAACAAUGGUAGCAAUAGCAAAUACAAAUCAAGUGGAAAGUCUCGCCAGUCUGAGCCUCAGGCCAAGGGUGUGAAGAUGUCGGCACCACCCAAAGAAGAGGAUGACAGUGGGGAAGAAGAAGAAGAUGAUGAUGAUGAACAAGGUGCAACCUGUGGUGCUUGUGGUGAUAAUUAUGGCACUGAUGAAUUUUGGAUCUGUUGUGAUAUGUGCGAGAAAUGGUUUCAUGGUAAAUGUGUUAAAAUUACUCCUGCUAAGGCCGAACACAUCAAGCAAUACAAGUGCCCCGGCUGCAGUAUGAAGAGGCCAAGAGUUUGAUAGCUCUGAACCCUUGGACCAGUGACUGUUUAAACAACAGACAAUAUUUAGAAUGUUUGAUAGCAUUUUUAUAAGCGAAACCAUUGUUGCCUGUUCUAGUCAAUGCACUUUAGUGACUAUGCAGACGGAAUUUCAAGUUUUGUGACCGUCCAUUCCUACUGUCUACUCUUAUUGGGAAUUUGCGUUUUUAAGUAGUCAUUGGCAACAAAAAUAUUAUUAUAGAUAUAUUAUGCAGUUUUCUGGUUUUAAUUUUAA
Messenger RNA from Trifolium pratense (red clover), 1455 nucleotides. Its product is annotated as PHD finger protein Alfin1. NCBI's taxonomy places the organism in Eukaryota, Viridiplantae, Streptophyta, Magnoliopsida, Fabales, Fabaceae. The transcript is spliced from 5 exons. Gene Ontology annotation, biological process: regulation of DNA-templated transcription. Gene Ontology annotation, molecular function: histone binding; transcription cis-regulatory region binding; transcription coregulator activity. The record is from RefSeq and is a predicted model, not a curated record. The coding region runs from base 412 to 1200 and encodes 262 amino acids. Gene Ontology annotation, cellular component: nucleus.